CUUUCGGGAUUUUUAUCUCGAAGCGUUAGUGCUUUUUGGCGGCGUCUCUGAAAUUUCGCAAAAAAAGAAAUUUGCAAUAAAAAGUGCUUAAAAGUAUAAUAAUAAAGAUGGGCAUGGAAGUGGACACUAAUGAGCCGGCCGUGGAACUUACGGAGGCGGAGAACGAGCUGUACGAUCGACAGAUUCGGCUCUGGGGCCUGGAGUCGCAAAAACGACUGCGCACUGCUAGGAUUCUAAUUGCUGGUUUAAGCGGUCUUGGUGCCGAAAUAACAAAAAACAUCAUUCUGUCCGGAGUGAACUCGGUUAAGUUGCUCGACGAUAAGCCAGUCACCGAGGCGGACUUCUGCUCACAGUUCCUGGCUGCCCGGGAAUCCCUGGGAAGCAACCGCGCCGAGGCAUCUUUAUUGCGGGCACGUGCUCUUAACCCCAUGGUGGACAUCUCGGCCGAUACCCAGUCCCUCAAGGAGAAGACGUCCGAGUUCUUUGCCGAUUUUGACGUAGUUGUGGUAAGCGGCGAGACCAACGAGGAGCUCCUGCGCGUCGACAACAUUUGCCGGGAGUUGGGAGUUAAGUUCUACGCGACUGAUGUCUGGGGCAUGUUUGGAUUUUACUUUGCCAGUCUGCAGAAGCACAAAUACGUCGAAGAUUUGGUGAAGUACAUCCCGAAAGCAUCAACCAAGCCCAAUGAGAAGACCAAGUACGAGCUAUCUUCGACUCCAGUGCAACGAGAAAUGGAGUACCCUGGCUACUCUACCUGGUUGAAUUUGGAAACAUCCUCGCGCAGCUUUCAGCGAAAAUUGAAGAAAUCUGGACCAGGCCUCCUUCUGCUGAACGUCUUGCAAAAGUUCCGGUCCACUCACAAGCGGGAUCCUAGCUAUAAGACGCGUGAGGCUGAUUUGGAACUGCUGCGCGGUAUUCGCGAUGACCAGGUGCCCAAUUCUUCCCUGGCUGACGAAGCUCUAGGUGUUCUUUUCGCUCAAAUCUCUCCCGCUGUUGCUAUAGUUGGUGGUGUAGUCGCUCAGGAAGUCAUCAAGGUGGUCACAAAGUUGGAAGCGCCUCACCGAAAUCUUUUCGUCUUCGAUCCACAAACCUGUGCAGGAUAUAUUGAAAACAUCGAAGCCAACUGAACUCGAUUACUACUCUUAAAACACGAAUUUUGUAUUUCCAUUCACUUCAAAUAACACCACUGAUGAAAA
This is a messenger RNA of Drosophila ananassae, 1196 nucleotides long. RefSeq names its product SUMO-activating enzyme subunit 1 (gene Aos1). Gene Ontology annotation, cellular component: SUMO activating enzyme complex; cytoplasm. The record is from RefSeq and is a predicted model, not a curated record. Gene Ontology annotation, biological process: protein sumoylation. Gene Ontology annotation, molecular function: SUMO activating enzyme activity. Lineage: Eukaryota; Metazoa; Arthropoda; Insecta; Diptera; Drosophilidae. The transcript has 3 exons. Bases 108 to 1127 code for a protein of 339 amino acids.